This is a messenger RNA of Pantherophis guttatus, 10469 nucleotides long. The record is from RefSeq and is a predicted model, not a curated record. Lineage: Eukaryota; Metazoa; Chordata; Lepidosauria; Squamata; Colubridae.
GCCUCUCUAGGACUUAUGGAGAGGCUCCGGGUGAGUCUAGCGUUUCUUUUUCUUCCCAUCUCAGAUACCGAAACUGGAAGCCAUUUGUGGUCUUUGCAAGGCAAACUUUACUCUUGGGGGGAGAAGAAAAAGAGCGGAAUCCCUUGCAGGGAUCAGUCCUGCAGCACCAGAAAUGGUCCCGUGAAGGAAAAGGCAUCUGGAGACCCACCAGAGUCCUUGGAGCCAUUUGCAGUUGCUCUGCAGGACAGAGAAAGGAUGGAGACACAACCUUUUGGAAAGGAGGGAGCUGGAAAAGGCCCUUCAGCUGCUCAGCCUGGGAAGGGGGCGAAGCUCUGGACAAGACCCUGGCAGAAGAUCCUGGAGGAGGAAACCAUCCUCCCUUCAGAAGUUCAGCCCUGGACCUCCAUCCAAUACUGGGAGGCUGAGGGUCCCCGAGGACUUUGCCGCCGACUCCAUGGCUUUUGCAGGCAAUGGCUGAGACCAGAGAAGAACACCAAAGCCCAGAUGCUGGACCUGGUGGUUCUGGAGCAGCUCCUGUUCCUUCUGCCCCCAGAGAUGGAGAGGUGGGUGCGGGAGUGUGGAGCAGAGACCAGCUCCCAGGCAGUGGCUCUGGCGGAAGGCUUCCUCCUGAGCCAGGCAGAGGAGCAGAAGGAGCAGGUCGAAUUGCAGUGCUGCACUGUGGAGAUCAGAGAUCCUGAGGGAAAGAAGAACCCAUCAAAUCCCCCUCAGGAGCUGUUCUUCAGGUGGAUCCCUUGGGAAGAUCCAAGUCAGGACAUCUCAGGAGAGAAACAAAGAAUGAAGCUUUCUGGUUUUUAUGACGGGGAUCAAACAGUGGUUGAAUCUCCAAAUCAAGAGAGUCUUGUGUCCUUCGAGGAGGUGGCUGUGUCUUUCUCUGAGGAGGAGUGGUCUCUGCUGGAUCCUGACCAGAAAGCCCUGCAUUCGGAAGUCAUGCUUGAAAACCAUAGGAACGUGGCCUCUCUGGAUACCGAAACUGGAAGCCAUUUGUGGUCUUUGCAAGGCAAACUUUCCUCUUGGGGGAAGAAGAAAAAGAGCGGAAUCCCUUGCAGGGAUCAGUCCUGCAGCACCAGAAAUGGUCCCGUGAAGGAAAAGGCAUCUGGAGACCCACCAGAGUCCUUGGAGCCCUUUGCAGUUGCUCUGCAGGACAGAGAAAGGAUGGAGACACAACCUUUUGGAAAGGAGGGAGCCGGAAAAGGCCCUUCAGCUGCUCAGCCUGGGAAGGGGGCGAAGCUCUGGACAAGAACCGGGCAGGAGAUCCUGGAGGAGGAAACCAUCCUCCCUUCACAAGUUCCGCCCUGGACCUCCAUCCAAUACCAGGAGGCUGAGGGUCCCCGAGGACUUUGCAGCCGACUCCAUGGCUUUUGCAGGCGAUGGCUGAGACCAGAAAAGCACACCAAAGCCCAGAUGCUGGACCUGGUGGUUCUGGAGCAGCUCCUGUUCCUUCUGCCCCCAGAGAUGGAGGGCUGGGUGCGGGAGUGUGGAGCAGAGACCAGCUCCCAGGCGGUGGCCCUGGCGGAAGGCCUCCUCCUGAGCCAGGCGGAGGAGCAGAAGGAGCAGGUCCAGUUGCAGUGUUGCACUGUGGAAAUCAGAGAUCCUGAGAGAAAGAAAAACCCAUCAAAUCCCCCUCAGGAGCUUUUUUUCAGGAGGAUCCCUCGGGAAGAUCCAAGUCAGAAUAUCUCAAGAGAGAAACAAAGAACGAUGCUUUCUGGUUUUUAUGAUGGAGAUCAAACAGUGGUUGACCCUCCAAAUCAGGAGAGUCUCGUGUCCUUUGAGGAGGUGGCUGUGUCUUUCUCUGAGGAGGAAUGGUCUCAGCUGGAUCCUGACCAAAAAGCGCUGCAUUCGGAAGUCAUGCUUGAAAACCAUAGGAACGUGGUCUCUCUGGAUACCGAAACUGGAAGCCAUUUGUGGUCUUUGCAAGGCAAACUUUCCUCUUGGGGGAAGAAGAAAAAGAGCGGAAUCCCUUGCAGGGAUCAGUCCUGCAGCCCCAGAAAUGGUCCCGUGAAGGAAAAGGCAUCUGGAGACCCACCAGAGUCCUUGGAGCCAUUUGCAGUUGCUCUGCAGGACAGAGAAAGGAUGGAGACACAACCUUUUGGAAAGGAGGGAGCCCGAAAAGGCCCUUCAGCUGCUCAGCCUGGGAAGGGGGCAAAGCUCUGGACAAGAACUGGGCAGAAGAUCCUGGAGGAGGAAACCAUCCUCCCUUCAGAAGUUCAGCCCUGGAACUCCAUCCAAUACCUGGAGGCUGAGGGUCCCCGAGGACUCUGCAGCCAACUCCAUGGCUUUUCCAGGCGAUGGCUGAGACCAGAAAAGCACACCAAAGCCCAGAUGCUGGACCUGGUGGUUCUGGAGCAGCUCCUGUUCCUUCUGCCCCCAGAGAUGGAGAGCUGGGUGCGGGAGUGUGGAGCAGAGACCAGCUCCCAGGCGGUGGCUCUGGCGGAAGGCCUCCUCCUGAGCCAGGCGGAGGAGCAGAAGGAGCAGAUCCAGUUGCAGUGCUGCACUGUGGAGAUCAGAGAUCCUGAGGGAAAGAAGAACCCAUCAAAUCCCCCUCAGGAGCUAUUUUUCAGGAGGAUCCCUUGGGAAGAUCCAAGUCAGGACAUCUCAGGAGAGAAACAAAGAAUGAAGCUUUCUGGUUUUUAUGAUGGAAAUCAAACAGUGGUUGACCCUCCAAAUCAGGAGAGUCUUGUGUCCUUCGAGGAGGUGGCUGUGUCUUUCUCUGAGGAGGAAUGGUCUCAGCUGGAUCCUGACCAGAAAGCGCUGCAUUCGGAAGUCAUGCUUGAAAACCAUAGGAACGUGGCCUCUCUGGAUACCGAAACUGGAAGCCAUUUGUGGUCUUUGCAAGGCAAACUUUACUCUUGGGGGGAGAAGAAAAAGAGCGGAAUCCCUUGCAGGGAUCAGUCCUGCAGCACCAGAAAUGGUCCCGUGAAGGAAAAGGCAUCUGGAGACCCACCAGAGUCCUUGGAGCCAUUUGCAGUUGCUCUGCAGGACAGAGAAAGGAUGGAGACACAACCUUUUGGAAAGGAGGGAGCUGGAAAAGGCCCUUCAGCUGCUCAGCCUGGGAAGGGGGCGAAGCUCUGGACAAGACCCUGGCAGAAGAUCCUGGAGGAGGAAACCAUCCUCCCUUCAGAAGUUCAGCCCUGGACCUCCAUCCAAUACUGGGAGGCUGAGGGUCCCCGAGGACUUUGCCGCCGACUCCAUGGCUUUUGCAGGCAAUGGCUGAGACCAGAGAAGAACACCAAAGCCCAGAUGCUGGACCUGGUGGUUCUGGAGCAGCUCCUGUUCCUUCUGCCCCCAGAGAUGGAGAGGUGGGUGCGGGAGUGUGGAGCAGAGACCAGCUCCCAGGCAGUGGCUCUGGCGGAAGGCCUCCUCCUGAGCCAGGCAGAGGAGCAGAAGGAGCAGGUCGAAUUGCAGUGCUGCACUGUGGAGAUCAGAGAUCCUGAGGGAAAGAAGAACCCAUCAAAUCCCCCUCAGGAGCUGUUUUUCAGGUGGAUCCCUUGGGAAGAUCCAAGUCAGGACAUCUCAGGAGAGAAACAAAGAAUGAAGCUUUCUGGUUUUUAUGACGGGGAUCAAACAGUGGUUGAAUCUCCAAAUCAAGAGAGUCUUGUGUCCUUCGAGGAGGUGGCUGUGUCUUUCUCUGAGGAGGAGUGGUCUCUGCUGGAUCCUGACCAGAAAGCCCUGCAUUCGGAAGUCAUGCUUGAAAACCAUAGGAACGUGGCCUCUCUGGGUAAUAAUGGGCAGGAGAAUCAAGAUUCCUGUGAACUGUUCCAAGUGAUCAAUGCUAAAGAUGGAACGGAGAAGUUUGGAAUUCGAAUGGAAUUCGAAAGCCAUGAGAGAAAUCAGUCAAAGAAUUGGAAUCAGGAAAGCUCAUCUUCCAUUGAUGCUCCGAUGCAAGACUUUCUUGCCCAAAAAGAGAGAAUAAGGAAAAAAUAUGUUGGGAAAAGUGUGAAGCUAAUCAAAGCUAAAGUACAAGUAAAUGAACACUAUUUAACCCAAAACAAAGGAGAAGAUGCUAUAAGAAGACACAACAGACAAAAUUACAAUGGGACAUUCAUUCUUUCUCUUGGAAAUAACUUCCUUACUUCUCCAAAAGCGAUUGACACAAAAGAGAAGCCUUAUAAAUGUUUGGAAUGUGGAAAAUGUUUUAGGGCAAGCUGGCAACUUACUAUCCAUAAAAGGAUCCACACAGGAGAGAAGCCGUAUAAAUACACGGAGUGUGGAAAGAGUUUUGUUCUGAAAAAUGGACUUAGAAACCACAAGAAGCUCCACUCAGGAGAGAAACCAUUUAAAUGCAUGGAAUGUGGAAAGAUGUUUGCUCAAAGAAGUGCACUUGCUUCCCAUAAGAUCAUCCACUCAGGAGAGAAGCCGUUUAAAUGCAUGGAAUGUGGAAAGACCUUUACUCAGAGAGGUAAUCUUAUUUCCCAUAAGAUGAUCCACACAGGAGAGAAACCAUUUAAAUGCAUGGAAUGUGGAAAGACCUUUACUCAAAAACAUCACCUUAUUUCCCAUAAGAUGGGCCACACAGGGGAGAAGCCAUAUAAAUGCAUGGAGUGUGGAAAGACCUUUACUCAAAAACAUCAUCUUAUUUCCCAUAAGAUGGGUCACACAGGGGAGAAGCCAUAUAAAUGCAUGGAGUGUGGAAAGACGUUUACUCAGAGAGGUAAUCUUAUUUCCCAUAAGAUGAUCCACACAGGAGAGAAACCAUUUAAAUGCAUGGAAUGUGGAAAGACCUUUACUCAAAAACGUAAUCUUAUUUUCCAUAAAAGGAUCCACACAGGGGAGAAGCCGUAUAAAUGCAUGGAGUGUGGAAAGACCUUUACUCAAAAACAUCAUCUUAUUUCCCAUAAGAUGGGCCACACAGGGGAGAAGCCAUAUAAAUGCAUGGAGUGUGGAAAGACGUUUACUCAGAGAGGUAAUCUUAUUUCCCAUAAGAUGAUCCACACAGGAGAGAAACCAUUUAAAUGCAUGGAAUGUGGAAAGACCUUUACUCAAAAACGUAAUCUUAUUUUCCAUAAAAGGAUCCACACAGGGGAGAAGCCGUAUAAAUGCAUGGAGUGUGGAAAGACCUUUACUCAAAAACAUCACCUUAUUUCCCAUAAGAUGGGCCACACAGGGGAGAAGCCAUAUAAAUGCAUGGAGUGUGGAAAGACCUUUACUCAAAAACAUCAUCUUAUUUCCCAUAAGAUGGGUCACACAGGGGAGAAGCCAUAUAAAUGCAUGGAGUGUGGAAAGACGUUUACUCAGAGAGGUAAUCUUAUUUCCCAUAAGAUGAUCCACACAGGAGAGAAACCAUUUAAAUGCAUGGAAUGUGGAAAGACCUUUACUCAAAAACGUAAUCUUAUUUUCCAUAAAAGGAUCCACACAGGGGAGAAGCCGUAUAAAUGCAUGGAGUGUGGAAAGACCUUUACUCAAAAACAUCAUCUUAUUUCCCAUAAGAUGGGCCACACAGGGGAGAAGCCAUAUAAAUGCAUGGAGUGUGGAAAGACGUUUACUCAGAGAGGUAAUCUUAUUUCCCAUAAGAUGAUCCACACAGGAGAGAAACCAUUUAAAUGCAUGGAAUGUGGAAAGACCUUUGCUUAUAGAUGUAAUCUUAUUUCCCAUAAAAGAAUCCACACAGGGGAGAAGCCGUAUAAAUGCAUGGAGUGUGGAAAGACCUUUGCUCAAAGUAGUCAUUUUAUUUCCCAUAAAAGAAUCCACACAGGGGAGAAGCCAUAUAAAUGCAUGGAGUGUGGAAAGACUUUUGCAUAUAGCAAUAAACUUAAUUCCCAUAAAAGAAUACACACAGGGGAGAAGCCGUUUAAAUGCAUGGAAUGUGGAAAGACCUUUGCUCAAAAAGGUAAUCUUACUUCCCAUAAGAUCAUCCACACAAGGGAGAAGCCGUAUAAAUGCAUGGAGUGCGGAAAGAGGUUUACUCAGAGGACUGGACUUACAAGACACAAAAAGCUCCACUCAGGAGACAAACCAUUUAAAUGCAUGGAAUGUGGAAAGACCUUUGCUCGAAGAGGUAAUCUUACUUCCCAUAAGAAAAUCCACACAGGGGAGAAGCCAUUUAAAUGCAUGGAAUGUGGAAAGACCUUUGCUCAUAGAAGUAAUCUUAUUUCCCAUAAGAGGAUCCACACAGGGGAGAAGCCGUAUAAAUGCAUGGAGUGUGGAAAGACGUUUACUCAUGGCAGUGGACUUACAAGACACAAAAAGAUCCACACAGAAGAGAAACCAUUUAAAUGCAUGGAAUGUGGAAAGAGCUUUGCUAAAAGAGAUCAUCUUAUUUCCCAUAAGAGGAUCCACACAGGGGAGAAGCCAUUUAAAUGCAUGGAAUGUGGAAAGACCUUUGCUCUAAGAGGUAAUCUUAUUUCCCAUAAGAGGAUCCACACAGGGGAGACGCCAUAUAAAUGCAUGGAGUGUGGAAAGAGCUUUGCUCAGAAUGGUAAUCUUACUUCCCAUAAGAUGAUCCACACAGAGGAGAAACCAUAUAAAUGCAUGGAAUGUGGAAAGACCUUUGCUCAAAGAGGUAAUCUUACUUCCCAUAAGAUGAUCCACACAGGGGAGAAGCCGUAUAAAUGCACAGAUUGUGGAAAGACCUUUGCUCGUAGCAGUACACUUACUAUCCAUAAAAGGAUCCACACAGGGGAGAAACCAUAUAAAUGCAUGGAAUGUGAAAAGACCUUUGCUCAAAGGGGUCAUCUUAUUUUCCAUAAGAUGAUCCACACAGAGGAGAAACCAUAUAAAUGCAUGGAAUGUGGAAAGACCUUUGCUCAAAGGGGUCAUCUUAUUUCCCAUAAGAUGAUCCACACAAGGGAGAAGCCGUAUAAAUGCAUGGAGUGUGGAAAGACCUUUGCAUAUAAUAGUGGCCUUGGAAGACACAAAAAGCUCCACACAGGAAAGAAACCAUAUAAAUGCAUGGAGUGUGGAAAGAGCUUUGCUGACAAAAGUAAUCUUAUUUCCCAUAACAGGAUCCAUACAGGGGAGAAACCAUAUAAAUGCAUGGAGUGUGGAAAGACUUUUGCUCAUAUCAGUUCACUUACUUCCCAUGAAAGAAUCCACACAGGGGAGAAGCCAUUUAAAUGCAUGGAGUGUGGAAAGACCUUUGUUCUGAGCAGUGGACUUACUUCCCAUAAGAUUAUCCACACAGGGGAGAAGCCAUAUAAAUGCAUGGAAUGUGGAAAGAGCUUUGCUCAAAAUGGUCAUCUUACGUCUCAUAAAAGGAUCCACGCUCGGGAGAAACCAUAUUGCAAUAGCAAUUCCACUUCGACUUACAUACCACUCCACAAUGUUUUACCACACUCUCUGAGCAGUUUACAAAGUCAGCAUAUGAUCCCCAGCAAUCUGGGUCCUCAUUUUACCCACCUCAGAAGGAUGAAAGACUGAAUCAACCAUGAGCCAGUCAGGAUCCAACUCCUGUCUGUGGACAAUUAGCCUGUAGUACUGCAUUCUAACCACUGACCCACCCUGUCUCUGUAGAUUUGUAUGUGUAUGCGUAUUUUGCCUUUUUGAUCCAAAUGAGACAAGGCUGAUCCAACAAAAUGAAAUUUAAUGUGGAGAAAAGUAAGAUUUUACACCUGGGCAGGAAAAACAGAUUACUUGAAACCUAGCUCAAAAAGAGUAAUUGGGAGAGGGACCUUGGGAGUCCGAAUCGAUGAUGACUGUUUUAUAAAGCCUUAGUAAGACCACACCUGGAAUACUGCAUCUAGUUUUGAUCAUCACAUUACAAAAAAGAUGUUUAGACUUUGGAGAAAGUGCAAAGAAGAGCAGCUAAGAUGAUUAAAGGCCUGAAGACUAAAAUAUAUGAAGAACGAUUGCAGGAUUUGGGUGUGGCUAGUCUACAGAAAAGAAGGAUUAGGAGUGACAUGGUAGAAGUAUUCCAGGGGGAUCAAUUUAUUUUCCAGGGCACCAAACGGCACAAGAAACAAUGUCUGUAAAAUAAUCAAGGAGAAAAGUAACCUCGAAUUAAGGAGAAUUUUCCUUACAGUGAAGACAAUUAACCAGUAGAACAGCUUUCCUUCAGAUAUUGUUUUUAAUAUAGGGCCAAAUUAUUUAAUAUGUUUUAAAUUGUUUUUAAACUUUAUGGAUAUACUUGUUUUAUUGUGGCUGUGCACCACCCUGAGUCCCUCGGGAGAAGGGCGCAAUAAAAAUUUAAAUAAUAAAUAAAUAAAUAAAUUUCGGUUGCUUCAUCACUGGCAUUUUUAAGAAGAGACUGGAUCCUAUAGGAAUAUCAAUAGAUCUUGAAAUGGUAUAGGAUCUCCCGCUUGAGCCGAAAGUGCGGAUGGGGCACCAGCCGCCAAGGACUUGUACCAGGCUUAGGACUUCAGGCACCAGGGCUCCCUCAAUUCCUGGAUGGACAGAAGGAGUCUCUUGGGGGGACUUUCAAAAGAAAAAAAAUUCUUCUUCCGAUUCACUAGUGGAUCCAGAAGUCAGUUAAAAUCUCUCUCCAACUGCCAUAUCAAAUUGGAACCACAAAAUGUUAUCAGUACAUUUUUGUCUAAAAUUAGGUUAAUUUUGCGUUGGGCCAUAAAAAUGAUUCAUGCCAUCUGACAGUCUGUUUGUUUACCUACUAAAAGUAAUUAUACGACUUGAAGAUGUUUGCAAUAAAAAUGCCAAAUUGAAACUUUUCAAUUUCCACCGAUUUAAAAAUGCUCCAUCCAUUUUCUUUUUUUUAAUCAAGUUUUAUUGAUUUUUUUUCUUUUACACACACAUAUUUUAUGAACAGAGUAUUGACCAUAUCAUAAUUUAUACAACUUAUCAUAUCCAAUUUCAUUUUACAUAGUUACCAUUUUUGCCAAAAUAUUCUUUUUCCAUACUUUUUAAUCUUAUCUUAAUACUUCUAUGCUUAUUUUAUAAACGGCAUCACCAUCUACCCUCAAAUCCUACUUUCUUAACAUUAUUUCAAUUAGUUAUCCAUUGUUAAUCAUAUGUAUUCCCUUUUAACUUUCAUAUUAAUUUGUUCUUCAUCCUAAUAAAUUUGAACAUGCUCGGGGUUGCCUUUCUACCAUUUCAUCUCCCUUGUUUUACAACAAUUCUUUGCCUUUCCUCUUUUUCUUCCCUCCCUUCUAUCCUUUUCUACUUUCCUCUUUCCUCCUCUCCUCCUCCUCCUCUACUUCCCCUUCCUUUCCCCUCCUCCAUUCCUUCCUCCCUUUCUAACUGUCCCUCCUACUCUUAUUUCCCCUCCCUUUCUUCCUAUCCUUUUUCCUUUCUUCUAUUCCUCUUUCUCCUUCUCUUCUCCUUUUUCCCUCUACUACUCCUUCCAUUCUCUUUCCAUUGUUGUAUUAAUUUUCAAUUCAAUAUUUUCCACAAUGGUAUCUGGGCAACCCGAUUUUUCUCCACAUAUUAACUAUAUUUUUCAAAGUCCCCAUCACAUUUUAAAAUUAUUAAUGUAUCUCAACUCAUUUCAUAAUUUCAUAUUCCAACAGCAAUAAUUUUCCUCAUUUACUAGCCUUUCAAUUUUAUAUCUUAAUUUCCAUUAUUUUCAUAUUUAAACCAAUCUACAUUUCAUAUUACACCUGUUGAUCCAUUUUACAAUAAACAAUAUACUUCUUGUUUACUUCUUAUAUACAAUUUCUACUAUUAAUACAUUUCCCUUAAAUCAACCAUUAAAUGCUUUAUUUCCCUUCUUUCUCUCCAUUAUUCUUCCCCUUUUACCCAUUUUCUUUUGGUCUCUCCAAAAUUCCACUUCUUAAUAUUUUUUUCCCUUUUUCCCAUUCUCUUAUUUUCUUUUUUUCUUUUUAUAUUUAUUGAAUCUUUCCCCUGAAUCGUUUCUCUCAUUUUUAAAAUUGUUACCCUUUUAAUUCUCCCCCUCAGUCUUUUCCCAUCUCCUUCUCCUCCUUUCUUUUUUGGGUGAUAUUCCCCCCUAUCCACAUUUUGUUUUUCACUGUCAAUCCCAGUGUAAUCAUCUAUUUUUUCAUCUUCAAUUAUUUUCCUUUCAACAUUAUGUUCUUGCUUCACAUUUAUAUUCUUUUUCCUUUUUUUGGGGGGGGGGGUAUUCUAACCAUAUUUCCGCUUCUUUAUCACCCUUAAAUGCUUCACGCAUCUUCUUAAACAUUUCCAUUACUUCCUCAUAUUCCCAAUGUUCCAUAUUGUCUAUUCAAACAUUUUAUUUUAAUUUAUAUGUAGUUAAAAUUCAAGUCCAUGUAGUGUCUCUCUUAUUUUUUUAUUUCCAAAUAAUAUCCAGUUCAAAUAUUUAUCUAGACCAUUCCAGUUUAAGGCUUUGUUCUUUUUCACUUCUUUUCAAAGUCGGGAUCCAGCUGUUUAAACAAGUACUCCUUAAAAUUUCCCACGAUAGUCAAAAUUCUUACUGUUCCUUCAAUGUUUAAAGCAUUUGUUGCAGUGCUUUCUUUCCAGCAGAUGUCUCUCUCCAGUCCACAAAUCCCCAGGCAACAAAGUAUCACUUUUAAAUCCAUAUAGAAAAUACUUUCUUGUCUCUUCAAUUUCUUUUCCUUUUAUUAUUAAAAAAUGCUUUCUCUCAGUUU